Molecule: messenger RNA, 951 nt
Organism: Fulvia fulva
Lineage: Eukaryota; Fungi; Ascomycota; Dothideomycetes; Mycosphaerellales; Mycosphaerellaceae
Exons: 2
Coding region: 1-951 (316 amino acids)
Source: RefSeq, a predicted model, not a curated record
AUGACGUUCCUUGGUAGCUUCAGCCGAGCUCUUGCGGCUGCCACUCUUUUGAUGCGACUCAGCGCCGCCCAGCAGUGCUACUUUCCCAAUGGAUCGCCUUCCACCCAUGUACCCUGCCGCAGCGGCGGCGGCGAAUCUCCGUGCUGCGGGUCGAGCGAGUUUUGUAUGGAUGACGGGCUAUGUUUUGGGGGAGGACUUGUUAGCAGAGGAAGCUGCACGGAUAAGAGUUGGGAGAGUGAGGCGUGCGCGGGAUACUGCAAGAUGACGAAUGCGGGCGGCAGCAUAGCGAUCAUGCCGUGCUCGAAUAAUGGGGGCUCGCCGCUAUACGUCUGCGGCAUCAACAGCUCGUUGUGCAAGAACACCGCAAGCCAGUUCACAAUAUCCGGAGGCUCAUUCGUAUUACGACCGGCACAAGUCGAAGCGCUGGUAGGAUCUGCAUUCAGCAGCAUGGCAGCAGAAGAAGCCAAGCUCUACACCGGAGGACAAAUGGCAGGCUUAGGCUGCGGGCUAGGUCUGCCACUGCUGUUCUGCAUAUGCGCAGCAUUCUUCAUGUGGCGGCGAGAACGCAAUGGGCGCCCGAAGCUCAUGUACAAGCUCCCCGAUGAUCACAAUGAGUUUGGCGGCUUCAAAGCUCCGUCUUCUUCGACUAUGGCUUCGCCAACUUUCGGGCUGCGCCCGCCAUCGUUCGCUAGCUAUCACGGCAGCGUGCAUGUAGCGCAGGCGAGUCGACCCGGAGCGCCGGCGUAUAUGCAGAGUUACCUCGAGAGGUACCAGGCGACGAUGAAUGAGAAGACGGGCAAGAGCGUUAGGGUCAACGUCCAGCCUGUGGAGAUCGGAGGUACGCCUAUACCGAUGAAGAAGCAGGACGGCGUGAGGAGCCCGAGCAGGCAGGAAGGUGUGAGAAGUGCAAGUAGGCACGAGGGCGUGCGAAGUUCGAGCACGUUGAAAUGA